AUGCUCCGCUUUACCUCAGUACAGUCGUUGACGGCACGUCUAGCCGCAACGGUCGUGGGUUUACCGCCAACCAAGCCCCUAGUCUUUCCACGGGAGACUGUGAGCGAAACGAGCACAGGCAUAGGCGUGGAUAGCGACGAACUAGGACCAAUCGCCCCGGUUCGCGUCGCAACCACCGAGCACCAUCGCACCUGGGCGCGUCCAGUGGUGUCGUCGAGGGACCUCGCACCGAACGACACUGGACCUUGUUUGAAAAAGUCACAGGUCUGCCCCAGGUGUGGCAAGGCGUUAUCUGGGCGCGGAAGCGUGCACAGGCAUAUCCGCGUUGUCCACUUAAACCGUAGGGAUCAUAUCUGCCAAGUCUGCUGCGCCCAGUUUUCAGAGCGCAAUGCCCUACGUCGCCAUGUCCGUGCCGUCCACGAGAAGCGCUUCGAGUACAUAUGCAAGGUGUGCAAUGCCCAAUAUCGCUCGGCGAAAGGAUUACACGUUCACUAUCGUUCCAAACAUUUGGGCCUUCGUCCUUUCCAGUGUUUGUUUUGCGAGAAACGCUUUGUGAGCGCCGUCCACCGUGAAACGCACGUACGCGCCGUGCACAUGAACCUGCGCGAGCACGGCUGUCCACACUGCGCCUAUCGAACAACGACGCGCGUCGGCCUCUUGUCGCACAUUCGAAGGAUGCAUGAUGGUGUAGAACGACAGCCAUGUCCGGAGUGCAUUCGUGAAUUCCGUUUCAGUGAAUCGUUAAGGAAACACUUGCGUCAAUUUCAUCGCUGGCAAGAUGACGAUUUCUGGUGA
This is a messenger RNA of Cyanidioschyzon merolae strain 10D, 795 nucleotides long. RefSeq lists its product with no specific name. The transcript has a single exon. The coding region runs from base 1 to 795 and encodes 264 amino acids. The record is from RefSeq and is a predicted model, not a curated record. Gene Ontology annotation, cellular component: nucleus. NCBI's taxonomy places the organism in Eukaryota, Rhodophyta, Bangiophyceae, Cyanidiales, Cyanidiaceae.